UGACUUGUGUUCUUGGAUUUAAAGCGUGGUUGUGUCAUUGACAAACCUAAACAAGGGUCGUAUCCUUGCCGUCGUCCUUCCAGCCCAUAAUGGAUUACAAAUUUGCUCUAUGGCUUGUUCCCUCGGGACCGGAAGCUGAGGCACUACGCUAUUUUAUGGAAUUCCGACCAAGGCCUGAUAAACCAAGGAACGACAAACCAAAAAAUGUCAAAUCCAAAGAUGUCAAACCAAAGGACGAUAAACCAAAGAGAGACAAAUCAGAUGACGGAAAAUCAAAGGACGGAAAAUCAAAGGGCGGAAAAUCAGAUGACGGAAAAUCAAAGGAUGGCAAAUCAAAGGAUGGCAAAUCAAAGCACGGAAAAUCAGACGACGGAAAAUCAAAGGAUGGUAAAUCAAAGGAUGGCAAAUCAAAGGGCGGAAAAUCAGAGGACGGAAAAUCAAAGGAUGGCAAAUCAAAGGACGGAAAAUCAGAGGACGGAAAAUCAAGGAGUGAUAAGUCAAGCACUCACUCGAUAUCAUCUCGCUCGACAUCCUCCUACUUGAGACCUUCUUAUCCAAGGCCAUCUUACGACAGACCACCUCACUUCCGAUCAUCUCACUACGGACCACCUCACUUCGGACCACCUCACUACGGACCACCUCACUACGGACAAUCUCACUUCGGGCCAUCUCACUUCGGGUCAGGACCAUCUUACUUCGAGUCAGGACCAUCUUACUUCGGAUCACCUCACUUCGCACAACCUCACUUCGGAACCCCUUACCUCAGAUCACCUCAAUUACCUCACUCCAGAUCACGCUCCAGAUCAUACCCCCGCUUCGACGCUCAUAUUACCCUCGCCACUUUCUCAUGCCCGUAUCGCCCUAACACAUUUCAAUUGGUGCCUAUGGGUGCCAAAACGACUCCCGUGCAUUUCGAGUCCAUGGAGGUCGGAGACGACUACCUCAGCUCAUUAUCCAUCGUCGCUCAAAAGUCCAGCGAGCUCAUGCAGCUACGCGAUCGUAUUAUGGACCACCUGAAGGCGAACAACAUUCGAAUCUUGCCAAACCCUUCAUUUCCACGCGUGUCCUUGUUCUACCUAGAUGAAUCAUUCAAAGGAGAACGCUUGCUUCUUAGCAAACAACUGCGAGAGACAGGAAGAGUCCACGAAAUAAAAGGCGGGGAGAAAAAGAUGUCGCUGAAUUGUAGUGUGGAUGGUGCUGGGCCUGAAUUCGACGCCAUGCAAGGAUUUGAAGGAAUGGAAAUAUGGCUCGUUGAUUGUACUGAAGGAGUGGAAGAUUGGAGCGUCCUGGAUAGACGGUAUCUCAAGCCACGAAUGCCCAAGGCCAAGGUCUACGUGAAAAGAGGCGAUCCUUACAUGAAUAUAUUUGGGAGUGAAGGGCCUGAUCCUUACCAGGUCAGAGAAAUGGCGUCCUAUAUUCCGAGAUGGGGCGAACCCGGAAAUUCUGGUAUAUACGGACCAAUGGCACCGUAUUAUCCUCUGGACCCAAGAUAUUAUACGCAUAAUCACGCACAAUGGGAAGACCCGAGGAUGCGAGGCAAUAUGUAUCCAAGUCAGAACAGGUGGGGAUAUGGCUCCAACAUGAAUGCAUACCGGGAACUGGAAGGAUACUUUUGAGUCCACCGGCGGCAUUUGUGCACAUUACCUGA
This is a messenger RNA of Suillus discolor, 1648 nucleotides long. RefSeq lists its product as uncharacterized. The coding region runs from base 90 to 1616 and encodes 508 amino acids. The transcript has 3 exons. Lineage: Eukaryota; Fungi; Basidiomycota; Agaricomycetes; Boletales; Suillaceae. The record is from RefSeq and is a predicted model, not a curated record.